This is a messenger RNA of Effrenium voratum, 1005 nucleotides long. The record is from the annotation of a GenBank genome assembly. NCBI's taxonomy places the organism in Eukaryota, Dinophyceae, Suessiales, Symbiodiniaceae.
AUGCCCCGGGUGGUUCUGCAGGAUGCGGUGCUGCAGCCAGUCUUCGAGCAGGUGGCCAAGGAUCACCGCAGGAAAGCCAGCUGGUACUUCCAGAAGACUGGAGGCCCUACGACCAUCUCCUUGCAGCACGCGGGGGAGGAAGCCAUGCCGUUCACCGGGGCCUUGGAGAAUGCGACCUUGACCAAGUUCCUGCUGGACAAUUCCAUGCCCCUCUUUGGGGAGCUGAACGGGGAUUCCUUUGACCGCUACUUGGAGGCGGGCAAGGGCCUGGUGUGGAGCCUCUACCCCAAGAAGGAGCAGACCAUCGAGGAGAUCAUGGCAGAGCAGCGGCCCAGCAUGUCGGAGCUGGCGAAAAAGCUUCGGGGGAGGUACUUCGUCACGUCCACCGACACCGUGAAGUUCAAGGAUGCCAUCGAAAGCAUGCUGGGGGUGACAGCUUUCCCUGCCGUCGCCGUCCAGAAAAAGGCGGGCGACAAAAGGAAGUUUUUGUUCGAAGGCGACAUUACGGCCGACAAGGUGGCGCAGUUUGUUGAAGACGUGGAUGCGGGGAAAGUGGCGCCUUCGUUCAAGUCUGAGCCGGAACCAACAUCCACGGGGGAUGAUGUAAAGGUCGUAGUCGCCUCCACGCUGAAGAAGGAGGUUUUUACGCCGGACCGGGACGUGCUGCUAGAGGUCUACGCCCCCUGGUGCGGGCACUGCAAGAAGCUGGAUCCGGAGUACCUCAAGCUGGCCAAGAAGAUCCGAAAGGAGGAGCUAGGGGACCUCGUGACGAUCGCCAAGAUUGAUGGCACUGCAAAUGAUAGCCCUGUAGAUGAGAUUGACUGGAGUUCCUUCCCCACAAUCUUCUUCAUCAAAGCGGGGCAGAGCAAUGCCACCGUCUACGAUGGCGAGAGAACCGCCAAAGGUUUAUGGAAGUACAUCCGGAAGCACGCGACGAAAGCGCAGGAACUACGUGAUCGAUUGGAGAGAAGGAAGGGCUCAAGCAAAAAAGGCGAAGAGCUGUAG